Molecule: messenger RNA, 3700 nt
Organism: Symsagittifera roscoffensis
Lineage: Eukaryota; Metazoa; Xenacoelomorpha; Acoela; Convolutidae
Product: netrin receptor UNC5B-like
Exons: 15
Coding region: 20-3700 (1226 amino acids)
Biological process (GO): netrin-activated signaling pathway
Cellular component (GO): membrane
Molecular function (GO): protein binding; netrin receptor activity
Source: RefSeq, a predicted model, not a curated record
CCCACUAACAUGUCCAGCAAUGAAGGCGGAAAAGAGUACAAAGAGCAACUGCAGUUAUAACAGCCUGUCUUCUGCCCCUAUUUCCUCAAUGAUGUCAGUUCUUCCUCUUCUACUCAUGGCUUGUUUGCUGAUGUGCCCCCAACUACCCGUAGAUGGAACUCCCCCUCCAGUGAAGAGUGUGUUUGUGUUGCAACCCCGCCCAAUCUACUAUAUAGUAAGAGACUCGGCUGUGAGUGUGGAGUGUGAGGCUCUGCAUGUGGCUAAACUGGCCAUCAAGUGCAACGGAGACUUCGUCCAGGUGUCCAAGUAUUCACUCACUCACAAUCAAGAAAAAGACACAGAGAAGAUAUCUAUCAAUUUCACGCGUGUGGAUCUAGUGGACAUUAAUCUCCUGAUGGGGGGAGGGGAUGGGCCCGACUCCUCGGGGGGAGCGGAGAGUGCGAUGCAACAGUGCGUGUGUGUGGCGUGGAGUAAGAACAACAACUGGUACGAGAUCGAGAGUGAUCAAACCACCAUCCGACUAGCAUAUCUGAAGAGAUCGUUUGAGCGUGAACCACUCAGACUUGAAGUUGAUCUGGGCAAACAAGCAGAGUUCCUGUGUGCACCUCCCGAUGGACAACCUCCACCUUCAGUCUACUGGCGAAAACAAGACAAGGACCAACUAGAAGGGGAGGGGGAGGCCACACCUCUCAGUACGGAGACACACCCAAACUAUCACAUAUCCAACAAUGGCAGAACACUGCUGAUCCACCAGGCUUCCUACGAAGACGAGGGGAAGUACGAGUGUGUGGCGGAGAACAUGGCGGGUGAUCGAGUCACUAUGGCAGCACCCCUCACCAUCGCAGUGCGAGGCAAUUGGGCUUCUUGGGGUGCAUGGAGUGACUGCAGUAGCCAGUGUGGAAGGGGAACCCAGUCCAGACACAGAGAGUGCUUGAUAACCAAAGCAUCGGCAUCGUCCGGUUCCAGUGUCAAUCGUCGGGAAUCCAGAUCCAUAUCCUCAAUUCUUAUAGAAUCUACUCCUCCAUCUUUGCUGCAGAAACCGAAAAAGAGAAAGAAGAAUGGAAAGGGAGACAAAGACGAAGAAAUUGAAGAGGCUGAUAUAGUUGAGGGGACGUUUGGAUCUAAAGAGGAGUCUUCCAAGAUGUGCGAGGGGGAGGCGACCCAGACUGCCGAUUGCACCAAAAUGUGCCCAAAAAAUGGAGGCUGGGGCGUCUGGGGGGACUGGAGCAACUGUGGGGCGAGCUGUACGAAAUACCGUCGUCGCUUCUGUAUCAACCCCCCUCCCUCACACGGGGGACUCCCGUGUCUGGGCAGCGGAAUGGAUAGAUCUAAUUGCACGGGGGGAGAGUGUCCUGUCCCCUAUUACAAUUCAGCUGGCACUACCCGUACCCUGUCCCCACUUCAGCCCGGACACGGGGGUGUGGUAAGGAGCGAUCCGGGACAUCUGUCUUUGAAGGAAGUGCUUCUGUAUGUCGGACUAGUGAUGAUUGUUGCGGUGUUUUUGGCGGUGGCGCUUCUAGUGUUGUUCCUGAUUCACAGGCGCAACAAGUUCUACGCUGGAGUUUUGUCAUUAGACGAACGACACCAGCAUUAUCCGAGUGUUGGACUCUCAUCCUACUCUGGCACUGGGACAGCUGGCACGGGCGAAACAGGACUGACAAUAACUAAAUGCGGGACAAUAGCGGCUGCUUCCAAACAUCAUCAUCUUCAUGGCGCUAUGGGCAAUAUGAUUGACAUGCCGUACCAUAUCUCACAUGGACACUUACUAAGACACCAUCACCACAUGACCAUGCCCCACCCUCAUUCACUGGUGGGGGGAUCAUGCGGAAGUGCGGGCAGCAACAGUGGGUCGCACUACUCGAACAACCAACAUGCGCAUCAUCAUUUGUCAACUGCGACUACGACAACGUCAAUCAACCAUCACUCGCUUCUGUCAACACCUAGCCCAACAACCCAAUCUGCAACAGACCCCAACCACCUGGGAGGUACAGGAAGGGCAGUGACCCCUACAUACCAAUACAUCGAGGAACACCACCCUGCAUGGGCGACCACACCUACUACGCCCCCCUCUGUCUACAACGUUCACGGCGCACCCCACCAACAACUGUUAGCAAUGGGGAUGGAAUCUCUUUACCCGCAUUAUGCUCACAUUUCAGACCCAGUUAGUCCCAAUUACCCUUACUACCAGCAGAGACCACAAUUGGAGGGCGAGCGGGAGGAAGGGGAGCGUCGUGGGAGCAGACGAAGUAGGACGAAGAGAAACAGUGCGCACUCCAGAUUUAGUGUGGAUUCUGGUCAUGGCGCUGAAGGGGAGGGAGAUCAUGGCCAGAAUUUAGACGAGGGGGAGGACGGCCAAUCAUCAGAUGAUACCUCCACUAUUGUAACUGGAAACCACAACAGCAACAACCCCACAACUAACCCGAAUCUGACUCUGCCUCUAUACUCCUCCACAUGUAUGCUGCCCCCCUCUAUAGACCCUGGAUCGGUGGCGGUGGGGCUUGUCGGAUACGCUGGCGGAAGACUAUCUCUCCCAGAAUCAGGAAUCAGUCUGUUGAUUCCCGAGGGAGCCAUUCCGCAGGGUAGAACUGAAGAACUCUUCCUAGCCUCCUCGUCCGACAUGGAACAGAACCCCCGUUUGCUCCACAAGAGUGACACCAUACUCAGUGCCACUGUAUUCGCAGGACCACCACACACAGUGCUACUCAAACCAGCCAUUCUAUCAUUCGACCAAUCGGCCAGUCGCAAUAGUUCGGAUCACUGGACCACAAGUCUUUACACACAGACACCCAACGCACAUUGGAAGGUAUGCGGAGAAUCAGAGAAAGACACAUGUGUGCACAUUGGUAAGAACAGCUGCUACGUCUUAAGUGAGAAGCUCCACUUCAAAUACUGUCUGAUUGGCAAGGCCUCCCCCUCUUCAUCCGCCUCCAAACACUCUCAACUACUUCUAUUCGGGGGGUAUUUGAGCUCCACCUCUAACUACAGCGUCAGACUCUACAUACUAAAUGACAACAAGGACGCUCUAGCUCGCACAAUGAGUGAUGAAAUGAAGAUGGGUGGGUUCCUUCUCAACUCGCCCCUUAAGAUGCUACUUCACUUCGAUCAGGGUGCACUGCGGAUUGGCGUGAGUGAGUUAUGCAAUGAGUGGAAUCACUGUGGAGAAAAGGAAAUUAUAAUUCCCUUGGAGAGAAUCUGGAACGACACCAGACGACACCAGCGGAAACUUCCAUCUAAGUUUCGAAUCCCAGUGUGUCCGCCCGGUCUGAUGGAGAACAGCUGGCUCUACUCCUCCCAGGGGGGCCGUGUGUUCCGACUGCCUCCAUUCGUCAGAUCCCGACUGGCAGCCGCCCUGAGCGAAAGCUGGACCAAGCUGGCAAAAGCCAUUGGACUUCAAAGACCUGUCAUCGACUACUUGAAGCGACGAUCUGCUCCGGUUGAAAGUGUCCUGGACAUGUGGGAAUGCAGGACUCAUAACCAGGAUUCACUGGACCUCGCAGCUGUUCUUACCCAGUCACCUCUCCACAGAGCAGACCUACUGCCUCUUCUACAAGCGGCACCCGUUUCCCCAUCCCCUCCGACGCUCUCACAACACAAUAAUAGCUCCCAAUCGCCCUAUUUCUCUCCAACUGGGGGCGACGGGGAUUCGAACUGCUGCUCUUUGUCAGACGCUAAUUCUUGCCACUUGUCAUCUUCGUGUUAG